Molecule: messenger RNA, 1635 nt
Organism: Daldinia childiae
Lineage: Eukaryota; Fungi; Ascomycota; Sordariomycetes; Xylariales; Hypoxylaceae
Product: putative cardiolipin-specific deacylase, mitochondrial
Exons: 2
Coding region: 1-1635 (544 amino acids)
Biological process (GO): cardiolipin acyl-chain remodeling
Cellular component (GO): mitochondrial inner membrane
Molecular function (GO): A2-type glycerophospholipase activity
Source: RefSeq, a predicted model, not a curated record
AUGCUCAAAGGUUCAACUUCAAUUAUUGUACAGUCGAGGAAGCUUGUGACCACUUUUGCGCGGACACAGCACGCCGACAAUAUUCCCCCAGUGAAGAUCAAUCAAUCCCCCGAGAAACCUAUUCCAGUUCCAUCCAGUAUACCAAUCGGACGAAUACCGCGACCAAUGUCGGCAUCUCGGAGAGUCAGAGAGCAAACCCCAGAAGGAACGGGGCUUUCUAAACCACCUUCUACAGCUACGGGAAUGUUUCCUUUAGGUUAUAAAGAAGCUGCAUCUCAAUGGUGGAACAGCGUAACGCCUACGAUCGCUGAACGUAACGUGAUAUCAUGCAUUCCGUAUCUUCGAGAAGCCAUCGCGUCAGGUACGAGCUCUGCGACAGAUAUCCCGUCGGCGGAACAUCCUGGUGAGGCUCAGACAUCGACGAAAAUCGAUCCCUACGGGCCAAGAAUAUGGAAGUCAACAAUGGUAAAGUUGUCUGGCAAAAAUAGAAGCCUAAAUGAGUUCUCUGUGGAACGUGUCGGAGAACCCGUUGAUGACACGCUCGUUAUGCUUCACGGAUAUGGAGCCGGGCUAGGCUUCUACUACAAAAACUUCGAGAAUCUUAGUCGUGCCAAAGGCUGGAAGCUCUAUGCGCUGGAUUGGCUAGGAAUGGGCAACUCCGCAAGACCACCGUUCAGGGUCUGUGCAAAAGAUCCAGCGGCAAAGAUCACAGAAGCGGAGAAUUGGUUCAUAGAUGCGCUGGAGGAAUGGAGGAAGAUUCGAAAGAUUGAGAAAUUUACUCUUCUUGGUCAUUCUUUAGGUGGCUACUUGAGCGUUUCCUAUGCGCUCAAAUAUCCUGGUCACGUAAAUAAGCUCAUCCUCGCCUCUCCGGUCGGUAUACCUGAAGAUCCCUAUGCUGUGAAUGCCGACAUGCCAGAGCCAAUGGAGUCGACGUUCCAAGACGAGUUUACCAUGGAUCAGCAAUCAACAACAGAAAGCCACAAUAUCGAUGGUCUUAAUGGUAAUAAGAAGGUGCAACAGCAGGAAGCUAAGAAACGACCGUAUCCUUCAUGGUUAGUCUGGUUAUGGGACGCCAACGUGUCACCGUUUAGUAUUGUACGAUUGGCGGGACCGCUAGGACCACGACUUGCUUCAGGUUGGACCUCUCGUCGGUUCAACCAUCUUACUUCGGAAGAGAAGCAGACGCUCCACGACUACGCAUACUCGAUUUUUAGGCAAAGGGGAAGUGGUGAAUACGUGCUACCUUAUCUCCUCGCCCCUGGCGCGCAUGCGCGACGACCAGUCAUCAAUCGAGUCCAUCGUGUAGGUAGACAAGUCAUCACCCCUGCAACCGAGACGGAACCGGCCGUAAAAGAAACGGGAUUUCCGAUCGUUUUCAUGUACGGGGAAAACGACUGGAUGGAUGUAGCAGGUGGUCUUGCGGCAGAGGAGAAGCUCAAGGAAGCGAAAGCUAAGAUAUUAUUAAACGCCACCGAAGAAGAGAGGAAGAAAGAAAAAGGCGAUGCAAAAGUUAUCAUCGUUCGCCAGGCUGGUCAUCACCUCUAUCUCGAUAACCCAGACGAGUUCAACAAAUACAUCCGCGAGGAACAAGAAGAUACGAGACAACGAACGUUACAAGAGAAGUCUUUGUCGUAG